UCCACCAAUUGAGACGCCACACCGCGCCGUAUCUAAUGUUGGCACGGUAAUCCCCACACCGGGUCUCCGUUGAUUCAGAGAUCAGAGGCAAAAACGAUGUAGCUUUAAACCUCACGCGGUCAAAGUUGUUUACCUCUUCGUUACCUCUGACGUCACGACACACCCCUGUUUGAGGGGGGCGGCUCUCGGCGUUACGGGCACCGGGGCCGACCAAACAGAGCUGGGCUUGACCGAAAUGUCACCAACCGCAACACGGGAGACACGCCGAGCCCACCCGUGAUUGGUUAUCGGAGGGGCUGGGGGGGAAAUCCCUCUUUCCCGUAGAGGUCCUGAGGAGGGGGGCGGUGCAUAACAAAAAAAAAAAAAAAAAAAAAAGUAAUGGCCAUCUAUUUGGGUCCUGAAGAAGGAGGGAUAUUUCUCGUCGGACUACCGUAGGUGUGAUUUAGUUGUCUCAGUGUUAGCGAGUGCGUUUAACCGUCAUUGAUACCUUCGUUGUGUUGUAGCCGUUUUUUCCGUUAAUUGUCCGUUGCCGGCGGCCGCAGAACGGUUAAUAAGCUGGCAGAACUAGGUGCCGCGUUUUAGGGUUAAAGCAGCCAGCUAGCCCCGCUAACGUUAGCUACUACCAGCGUUGCUGUGUGUGUGAGCCAACGUCUGGAAGGGCGUAAGUUACGAGUUUGACGUUUUCUCCCCCAAGUCUCCUCACAUUUCUGAGUUUGGUACAACGCGGUCCUCUCUCCUCAAAGCUACCCCACCGAGUCAACAUGGAGGGGACACACUUUCCAAGAGCAUGAAAGAGGACGACGAACGGCGACUAAAGAGGAUUAAAAGCAACUCGCUCUUGAUGGGGGAAAAGUUGAGCUAAGGAUUAACAACUUGGGAUUAACUGAAGAGAGGUUUCAAGUCUUACCUAUUGUACAAGGGCAUGCUAACACCUCAGUGAUGGAGCCCACGGUUGUGAGUACGUCCACUCUGGCCCCUGAUGAGUUCGAUAGGAACAUUCCUCGGAUCUGCGGCGUAUGCGGUGACAAAGCCACCGGCUUCCACUUUAACGCCAUGACCUGCGAGGGCUGCAAGGGUUUUUUCAGACGCAGCAUGAAGCGCAAAGCGUCCUUCACGUGUCCCUUUAACGGCAGUUGCACCAUCACCAAGGACAACAGGCGCCACUGCCAGGCAUGCCGGCUCAAACGCUGUGUGGACAUUGGCAUGAUGAAAGAGUUCAUUCUGACAGAUGAGGAAGUACAGAGGAAGAAGGACCUGAUUCAGCGGAGAAAGGAUGAGGAGGCACAGCGCGAAGCGGAGAGGGAGGCACGGCGGCCCCGGCUUUCUGAGGAGCAGAGUCAGGUCAUCGCCACGUUGGUGGAGGCCCACCACAAAACAUAUGAUGACUCCUACUCUGACUUCUGCCGUUUUAGGCCUCCUGUGCGCGAGGGCCCAGUGACACGUAGCGCCAGCAGAGCUGCCUCUCUCCACUCUCUAUCCGAUGCCUCCUCUGACUCCUUCAGUCACUCUCCAGAGUCAGUAGACACCAAAAUGAACUUCAACAACCUGCUGAUGAUGUACCAGGAGCAGGGCAGCAGCCCUGACUCCAGUGAGGAAGAGGGCUCCAGCUUCUCCAUGUUGCCCCACCUGGCUGACCUGGUCUCCUAUAGCAUCCAGAAGGUUAUUGGCUUUGCCAAGAUGAUCCCCGGGUUCAGGGAGCUGACUGCGGAGGACCAGAUUGCCCUGCUCAAGUCCAGCGCCAUUGAGGUGAUCAUGCUGCGCUCAAAUCAGAGCUUCAACCUGGAAGACAUGUCUUGGAGCUGUGGUGCGCCUGACUUUAAAUACCAGAUCAGUGAUGUCACUAAAGCGGGCCACACUCUGGAGCUGUUAGAGCCGCUAGUGAAGUUCCAGGUGGGCCUGAAGAAGCUUAACCUGCACGAGGAGGAACAUGUGCUGCUGAUGGCCAUCUGCUUGCUUUCUCCAGACCGCCCAGGUGUGCAGGACCACGCACGAAUCGAAGCCCUCCAAGACCGGCUGUCAGAGACCCUACAGGCCUACAUCCAGCUUCACCACCCAGGAGGAAGACUGCUUUACGCCAAGAUGAUCCAGAAGCUGGCCGACCUGCGCAGCCUUAACGAGGAGCACUCCAAGCAGUACCGCUCACUCUCCUUCCAGCCGGAGCACAGCAUGCAGCUCACCCCGCUGGUGUUGGAGGUGUUUGGCAGUGAAGUGUCCUAGGGGGCUGCCUCUGAACCUCAGCGGUGGAGAGGAAGCUGGAGACAAGUCCCCUGGGGGUAAAAAAUGGAGGGAGGGAGCUGAGGAUGUGCUGGAUGGACUAAACGCAGGUGUGGAGUAUGAAGCAAGUGGAAGAAAGAAAGUGGUGCGUGUGAGUGAGUGCGUGAGUGAGUGUGUGUGUGUGUCUUCGUGUAUUUGUCAUGUUUAAAGAAGUUUAUCUUGGCAAAAAGGCCAAGGUUGUAUGGAGAGCAAGCAGAUGUUAAGAGACACAGUAAACAAGGGAACUUCAUAUAAUACAAAUUAAACUAUACAUACGAUGUCUGCCUAUAUACAGUGUUUUUGUCUGUAUUUAAAUCAACCAACAGCUGCUUCAAAUGCCUGGACAUUUUGUGUGUGUACAUGUCGUGCACACACCCACACAACAAGCAUACUCAGUUAUUCAUUUAGCCAUUCAGUUGAGCUACCUCUUGGUUUUACUGGGGUUGUUUUAUAUUUACAUCACCUAUGUGAAACAGUAACUUUUACACAGAACAAUUUAGAUACAGCAAAGAUGACAUUUCAGUUUAUCAGUGCAAAAGCAGUGCCUGCACAUUACUUUAAAUGUUUGAUGUUUCAGAAUACUUUAUUGUUAUUAUUGUUUGUUAUGUUUUGUUUUGUUUGUUUUUUUUUUCAUCAUCUGCUUCUCUCCAAGGCAGCGUAUGUAUAUGACUGUGUAUACGAUUCAAACACAUGCCUUUCACCUUUCACCAAAGGUAUGGUCAACUACUUUCUCAAAAGCUUCCAGUACCUAAAAACAACCUUGCUGCUCCGUGGCUUUUUUUCACGCAUGCAGCCAAUCGACAUGCUAGCAAGUUGUCUGACUAGCAUCACAACCUAUGAAGGAAAAAUGUCAUUAUUUAGGUUUAUAAUGCAGAGUACAGAAUAUAUAGUCUUUGAUUUUGGGGUGCCUGGUUUUGAGGUGAGAAUUAGCCACUAAAUGUGUUAGCUACUUUUACACUGCUAACUGUCAAUCAAACCAAGUCCGCAUUAUGGCUUGUUACUCUUUUUUUUUUUUUUUUUUUUUUUUCUUUUCCUUUUUUUUGUAAUUGUUUUUCCUUCUUCUCUUUUUUUUUGAAUUGUUUUCCCUGUAAAUAGUUAAUUGCUACCACAUGUAUCCUAAGCACUGUUAUACCACCUUUUACUCAAGCCUAUGUAUUGAUAUACAGUAUCUAUAUUAUCACAGAUUUUAAAGGGCUAAAAUGCCAAAUCUAACUGGAAUAGUAAAUCAAGGCCAAAGCAAGAGGCCUGACUUGUUUAAUAUAUAGCUGCAUACCAUACUUGGAAUUGGCAUAGAUAUGGAUGUAAUUGCAAUGGAUGCUUUUUUUUGUUCUGUUUUUUACGUCAUUUCACCUUUAAAAACAAUUCCAUGAAUUGUUCCUCCUCAGUAUACAGUGAGCUCGGUGGGUGGAGAGCUUGGGAAGCUGCUUCAGACCUCCACAAAUAUCACACCCCUUUCGUUUCUGACUGGGAAGUGGAUUUUCUAGAAUGUCUGAGGGCCUGGUUGUGGCGGCGGUGCGCACCUCUUCGCCCAGGCCCUCCUGUUUGAUGAUGUAUGCUGCGCAGCCCUCUAGUGGCUGCAUCAUGUAAAUACCAGGUAUAUAUAAUAUGUCCGCCGCUGUACAUAGGGCUACAUAGAUAUUUCUCAAGGCUAAUUUUUUCAAAAAUAUAUAUGCAAAUACAAUAUUGACCCUUUUUUGUUUUUGAUUCAUUAUCACUAUGUUUUGAGACACUAUGCUCUUUGUUUUUGACUUUGAACAUGUAUUUGGUAAGAAUGAGUUAGGAAUGGCUUAAACAGGGAUUGCUUGCGUAUUUGACACAGUCAAAUUAUUAUUUUGUUUAGUGGUGGGUUGAUGUAUUUGACUAAUUUCCAAGGUUUAUUUUCAGAAAGAGGACAAGCUAAACAUACCGUGCUGCUCUCUAAUAUAAGCCAUAUAGAUCACCAAGCUAGUUAUACACCGAUACAUUACCGUGCAUCGAAAUGAUGACUCCAGAGCCUCGGAUAUUCUCAUUAUAAUAUCUACUAAACUCAUAUGCUAUUUAUCUAUGGCUUUGGAAGAUUCUUUUAAGCUUGUCUGCAGUAGGAACUCAUAUGCCUUCUCUCUGCUGUCAGUCAUCUUUGGCUUAUGCUUCAUCAGACAGCAUCUAAUGGCUUAUAAACCAAACUUCCAAGAGAAUUUAAAUGCUUAGGUUUAGAGGCCAGUUGUGUAUGGCUUGCUGCAUUUGGGAGUAUGGUAAAAUUUACAUCAAGUGACGUCUCUUAUGUCGAGACAGUUCCCCAAAGAAGUCAGUUUCCUUCCCAGUGUGGAUGAUUUCCCUUAGAGGCCACUUGGCUGGAGCCAAAAAAGUCUCUUUGAGAGGGAAAUAAUUUGCAGAGAUGAUAUGAUGAUGAUGAUGAUGAUGAUGAUGAUGAUGAUGAUGGUCUCUUUUUGUCUUCUAUUUGCUGUGUGGCAGAAGACAUCUGUUCAAACGGUUCCUGUGAUUGGCCAUACGGGCUUCCUAUGUCAGGCCUAGAGCUUCCUGUGACAUCAUCUCAGCAGACCAGGGCUACUCUGUAAUCUUAGUGGAAGAUUGUGAGAGAGAGCAUACAGUAUGUGUAUGUGUUACUCAUCCGUUGACAGUUGAGACAGUUGGCGCUUUAAUCUGUUCAGCCCAAAUGGGUUCUACCGUAGGAUCUCAAGUCCAUUCUCCCGUCACUGUGGCUUUGUUCCAACAUCAGCUACCAGUCACUGUGACACCCUGCAAGCCGGCAGUCGGGGCUUAACGUAUAGAUGAUUUGUAUAGCCCAGAUAGUAAAUAGAUUUUGGAUGUUUCCAUAUUCCUGUAAUCAUGAGUUUGGUUUUCUUCCUGAAAUCAUCGGGAUUAUAUAGUGUGUAUAUAUAUAUAUAUAUAAUUCCAUGUGUCCCACAAAUUUCCCUGCUGUGAUUGAACUUUAAGGAGUUGAGGCUCGAGUGUCUCUAGGCAGUACCACUCAUAUGUAUAGUAUGUCAGUUUGAUGAGGGGUAUGAUGUGCUUGGUUACUGAACACUGACUUUUGAAGUUUUUGAAAAGUCUCCAUGUUGAUUUUUCUGAAUACAUACUUCUGUAUGUAGAUAUUGGUUUGAUUUUGUUCUAUUGUCUUCUUUGAGAUAGAGAUGCAGUGUUGAUUUGUGUAUGUUUAAUACAGUGGGAGGUUUGGUGAACAUGCAAGUGCCACAGGGAGAGUUCCCUCCACACAAGAACAGGGUAAAAGAGGAGUUGCUCUUGGGGAUCUAAAAACCGAACGGGAAAAUUUUUGAAGAUGUAUCAUAUAGCCGUUAAUUGUGACAGGGAAAUUCUGACUGGAGGUUUUAUCGUAAGCGGGAAACCCCCAGUUUCCCCUUUUUGUUGUUUUUCCUCAUCCGUCACACUAUACAUAACAUGCAGAUACAGUUUAAUGUAAAUAUGGUGCAUCCCCAGGUUUUCCUGUUUGGUUUUACCAUGGUAGGCUGCUCAGAAUCUGUAAGUUUUAACUCUGCAUUGUGGUUGUUCAAAUAUUGGAACUUGAAAACUAUCCGGCGAUGGAAAUCUACCACAAAUGAGAUGCAUCCAUCUCUGUUUAGAUUCCCGUUACCCUCAAGAUUGGCAACGUAACACAGUAACAAUGCAAUAUACAACUCAUGGUACACUAUCACCAGCAAGCUUUACAGUUUAUCAAGUUAGUAGACAUUUUUGAAGUUUUUUGUAUAACUGUUGCCAUUACAAACCCUGUCUGUAAAACAUGUAUGAUAUCGUUUGCAGAAAAAACCGCUGGCCAUCUCCCACGCUAAAGGCUCUCAAGUCUUUAUUUUUGUUCCUCCAAUUAGGACAGGGAUUGUAAUGGAAUCAACUUAAUGUAGUUCUUACAAAAAAGGAGUGUCCACAAUGGAUGUACACCAUAAUCUACCUAAAAAACCUACCUCUUUUAGCUCAGAUUUUGCUUUAGCAUUAAGCAUUUGCCUCUGUUUUUACUUUUGUAAUAUUUGUAUUCAUGUUGGUAUUUAUUGCUGUCUAAUGAGUCAUACUUCAAUGAUUACCUCAGAGAUAUCUCACAGAUUUGGGAGAGUCCAGCUAAUGAAGUCAUUCAUAGUUUUUUUUUUUUUUUUUUUUUGUACAGUUUUUCUUCUCAGACUUAGCAUUGCCUUUUUUUUCUUUUCUUUUUUUUUUACGCACAAAAUACCAGGAGUGUUUUUAAUAUAGUGCCUGCACUCUGACCAACGGGGCUCAGACUGGCUAGGAUGAGGCUGCACUUACUCUAAAAGUGACAUCUCUCUCUUGCAACUUUGUCCUUGGGAUAUCUAGGUGGUUUUCAGCAACAGAUGCAAUUAAUCUUGUUGCCACAUUGCUGAUAUCUACCUUAUCUUUUUUAGUUCUUAAGGGCAAAUUGAGGAGAGGAACUUUGCGGAGUGAGUGCGGCUGUAAAGAAGGAACAACCUGAAAGACUUUGUGGCAGUAGGAGAAAUGAGAGGUGUGUUUGCGCUCCACUUGGUACUGUUAGCAUGGUCUUUGCUCUGUAGUACGCCAUCCUUACCUUGUCCCUCUUACUCGCCCCGUCAUUUCCUCCAUACACCUCUCCAUGUCUUCACCUCUCCUUCUGUCCUAAAGUCUGCUCCUGCACCUUCAUCAUUCCCUGCCGAUGUUUGGUCAAAUGAGGGGAAUUAGGAGAGGUGAAAUCCUCAGUAUCCAUGCAAUGCUGCUUUUAUCUUGAGCAUCACCAAGUCGCGUGUCACUGACACAACAUAAUGUGGGCAUCGUCCAAAGUGUCGGCCCCCAGCGGCACGACAGGCCUCAUUGGAAGAUUGUGUCUUUUGAAAUGUACGCAACUUAGUGGUGCUUAUUGGAAAAAAAAAAUUCCAUUCAGAUCCUAGUAUCAUAUUAACGGAGCAACUACUCACUUUGGUGAAUUUAAACCAAGUUUUUUUGUAUUCAUGUCAAACUGCUUCAGGUAAACACUGAAUGAAAUUAAAGAGUUUUUAUUAAUCAGUGAAUACUAAGGAACAAUGUCGCCAUGGUCACAUCUACCCUGAGCUGUGUGCCAUAUGACCCUUUUAAUGCAGGGGGAGGGUGUUAACGAAGCUGGCUUCAGAUGUUCCCCAGCUUCAUUGGAAUGGGAAGGUUGUCCGAGUGUGAGAUUGGCUUAUUGCUUAGUACUCUGUCAGCCAUGUAUAUUGAUCUUUUAUAAAGAGUAAAUUUGAAUUUGGCAUUGAAUUUCUAACCCUGCGUUGUGAACCCAAAUCAUUGCCACAUUCAAUUAAAUGCCUGAACCAACAAAAGCACUUAAUGUAAUGUUUGUAACACAUGCAUACUGAUGAAUCUACUAGCCAUAAACUGCCUGUGUAGGUCAGCAUGAUAUGGCUCCAAUUAUCAAAAAAAGUCACCUAAAUUCUAAUGUAAUUGCAAUUUACCUUUUGUCUCAUUUUUUUUCAAAGAUCUUCUUUUUUCUAUUAUAAAUUGGUGUUUAUGUAAUGUUAUUUUUGUCAGAUGUUUUGCAAAUCAAAAAUAAACAGUUGUACAUA
Molecule: messenger RNA, 7763 nt
Organism: Thunnus maccoyii (southern bluefin tuna)
Lineage: Eukaryota; Metazoa; Chordata; Actinopteri; Scombriformes; Scombridae
Product: vitamin D3 receptor B
Exons: 10
Coding region: 940-2217 (425 amino acids)
Biological process (GO): cell differentiation; positive regulation of transcription by RNA polymerase II; negative regulation of transcription by RNA polymerase II
Cellular component (GO): nucleus
Molecular function (GO): vitamin D response element binding; nuclear receptor activity; zinc ion binding
Source: RefSeq, a predicted model, not a curated record